UGUGGGAAGUAGAAUGGAGCAAGAAACAGCAGUUCUGACCAGGAAGAGAAAUGAAGAACACUGAUCGGUCCACAGGGUCUCUCGUCUUUGUUGGAAAGCCGAAAACAAGACAAAAGACAAAACAUACGUCAAACAGACAGGCCAUACGUGAGCCAUGACGACGCAGUACAUUGUUCCAUCCCACACCAUACCAGACCACGGUUUUUCCAAAGUUUCAUAACUGAUAUGUAUUUGUUCGAAAAAAAAACACGCAUCACUUUCUGAGAAUUUCUUUUUGUCUUCUAUAUCUGAACCUUCUUCUUUCUUUUUUAGGUUCUUUGUAAUUGAUGGCACUCACCAUUCUGGGGUGUGUGCAGAAAGCUUUUUUUUUUUUUAAUUUCAAAUUUUACUAAAUGUGUUGUUGGAUGAUUCUGGAAAUUUGAUAAAUUGAUGAGUUAUCUUGUAACACAGACCAGUCUUAUUUACCUUGUAUGCCAGUGAAGAAGCUGAGAAGUAAAUAGGAAAGCAAAGCUAAUGGAGGACUUGUGGAUGGUGUUUUGUGGGGGAUCCGGCAAUUUGAAUAUUGGUGAAAAGCCAUCUAGUUCUAGUCUGGUGUUUCAACCAACUUCAUGUAUCAAUCGCGCGUUGAUUAUUGGUUUCGAUGUUUUGCUUCUAAUCAUGCUCUUAUUCACUUUCAUACUAAAAUCUUCUUCAUCGCCAAAAAUAGAUAAAAUCCCACCUCGACUUCGAGGCUAUUCAAGGCUACAGAUAGUUUCUGCUAUAUUCAAUGGUUGUAUUGGAUUUGUGUACUUGUGCUCGGGCAUAUGGAUUUUAGAAGAGAAGCUGAGGAAAAAACAAACCGCCUUUCCUUUGAAAAGUUGGCUUGUGGUGUUGUUUCAGGGGUUUACAUGGCUUUUAGUGGGUUUAAACAUAAGCCUUCGGGGGAAGCAUCUUCAAAGAAUGCGGUUGCGGCUACUGUCCAUCCUUGCCUUGUUUGCUGUAAUUGUCUGUGCUUUAUCCAUAUACAGUGUCAUUUUAGGAAAAGGAAUAUUGGUUGAGAUAGCUUUGGAUGUCCUGUCCUUUCCAGGAGCAAUAUUGUUAUUGUUAUGUGUUUGCAAGGUACAUAAUCACGAAGGGAGUGAUGAAAGGGAUCUAUAUGCACCAUUAAAUGGCGAGGCCAAUGGUGCAAUUAAAACAGAUUCUGCUGUCCAAGUUACUCCGUUUGCUGAAGCCGGACUCUUUAAUAAAAUUUCAUUUUGGUGGUUGAAUCCGUUGAUGAGAAAGGGCGGGGAGAAAACUCUGGAGGAUGAGGAUAUACCAAAGUUGCGAGAGGUAGACCGAGCAGAAAGCUGUUAUAUGGAGUUUUUGAAGCAACUGAACAAACAAAACCAAGCUGAAUCAUCUCAACCAUCUCUCUUGUGGACAAUUAUAUUGUGCCACUGGAAAGAAAUUCUAAUUUCUGGGUUCUUUGCUUUGCUAAAGAUACUUACUUUAUCAGCUGGGCCUCUACUUCUCAAUGCCUUCAUUUUGGUUGCUGAAGGGAAAGCAGGUUUUAAGUAUGAAGGUUAUGUACUGGCCUUGACGCUCGUCUUGUCAAAGAACUUAGAGUCCUUAUCACAAAGGCAAUGCUAUUUCAGGAGCAGGCUUAUAGGUUUGAGAGUAAGGGCCUUGCUCACUGCUGCAAUAUAUAAGAAGAACCUGAGGUUAUCCAAUCUUGGCAGGUUGAUGCACUCGGGUGGGGAAAUAAUGACCUAUGUUACUGUAGAUGCUUACAGGAUAGGUGAGUUUCCCUUCUGGUUUCAUCAGACAUGGACAACAAGCUUGCAGAUCUGCGUUUCUCUUUUAAUUCUUUACCGUGCAGUGGGGCUUGCAACAUUUGCUGCCUUGGUAGUUAUAAUAAUCACUGUGUUGUGCAACACUCCAAUAGCAAAGUUACAACAUAAGUUUCAGUCUAAGCUUAUGGCGGCACAAGAUGAGAGAUUGAAGGCUUGCAAUGAGGCUCUGGUUAACAUGAAGGUAUUGAAAUUAUAUGCUUGGGAAACCCAUUUUAAGAAUGCCAUAGAAAAUCUGAGAGCGGUGGAGUAUAAAUGGUUGUCAGCAGUGCAAUUGCGCAAAGCCUAUAAUAGUUUUCUCUUAUGGUCUUCUCCUGUAGUGAUCUCUGCUGCUACCUUCGGGGCAUGCUAUUUCCUGAAAAUACCUCUGCAUGCUAACAAUGUUUUCACCUUUAUCGCGGCUUUGCGUCUUGUUCAAGACCCAAUUAGAUCAAUCUCUGAUGUUAUUGGAGUGGUCGUUCAAGCAAAGGUUGCUUUUGCACGUAUUGUGACAUUUCUCGAGGCACCAGAGUUGCAGAGUGGAAAUACUCGGCAAAAGUGUGACAAAGGGACUGUGAAAGGUUCUGUUUUAAUCAAGUCAGCUGAUUUUUCAUGGGAAGGGAAUCCAUCAAAGCCCACACUGAGAAAUGUGAGUUUAGAGAUGAGGCAUGGUGAAAAGGUGGUCGUAUGUGGAGAAGUUGGCUCAGGCAAGUCAACCCUUCUGGCAGCAAUUCUAGGAGAAGUUCCACUUACACAGGGAACGAUUCAAGUAUAUGGGAGGGUUGCCUAUGUGUCGCAAACAGCUUGGAUCCAGACAGGAACCAUACAAGAGAACAUUUUAUUCGGGUCUGAAAUGGAUGGACAACUAUACCAAGACACACUUGAGCGCUGCUCCUUGGUAAAGGACCUUGAGUUGCUUCCUUAUGGUGAUCUUACUGAAAUAGGUGAAAGAGGAGUCAAUUUGAGUGGUGGUCAAAAGCAGAGAAUUCAACUUGCCCGUGCUCUCUAUCAGAAUGCAGAUAUAUAUCUGUUGGAUGAUCCUUUCAGUGCUGUGGAUGCACACACUGCAACAAGCUUAUUUAAUGAAUAUAUCAUGGGAGCACUUUCAGGGAAAACAGUCUUGCUUGUGACGCAUCAAGUUGAUUUCUUGCCAGCUUUCGACUCUGUUAUGUUGAUGUCUGUUGGAGAAAUACUACAAGCAGCUCCUUAUCAUCAGCUAUUGUCCUCAAGCCAAGAAUUUCUGGGCCUUGUCAAUGCACACAAAGAAACAGCCGGUUCCGAAAGGCUUACUGAAGGUAAUGCUCCACAAAGAGAAGGAUCACCUCCCUGGGAGAUCAAGAAGAGUCAUUUAGAGAAGCAGCAUAGAACGUCUCAAGGAGAUCAACUGAUUAAGCAGGAAGAAAAAGAAGUUGGAGACACAGGGUUUAAGCCUUAUAUCCAGUAUUUGAAUCAAAACAAAGGAUACUUGUACUUUCCCCUGGCAGCAUUCAGUCACCUGUUGUUUGCCAUUGGUCAGAUAUCGCAGAACUCAUGGAUGGCAACUAAUGUUGAUGAUCCUCAUGUUAGCACAUUGCGGUUAAUCACUGUCUAUCUGUGUACCGGAAUUAUUUCAAUGCUUUUCUUGCUGUGUAGAUCUAUAUCUGUAGUUGUUUUGGGUAUUCAAUCAUCGAAGUCAUUAUUUUCCCAGCUACUGAAUUCUCUUUUUCGUGCACCUAUGUCUUUCUAUGACUCCACACCUCUUGGAAGAAUACUGAGUCGGGUUGCGUCAGACCUGAGCAUUGUCGAUCUUGAUGUUCCUUUCAGUUUCAUCUUUGUUGUUGGUUCAACCACAAAUGCUUAUAGUAACCUGGGAGUACUGGCUGUUAUAACCUGGCAAGUCCUGUUUGUCUCCAUCCCAAUGGUUUAUUUGGCUAUUCGCUUACAGAGAUAUUACUUUGCCUCUGCUAAAGAGAUGAUGCGGAUCAAUGGCACAACCAAGUCUUUAGUGGCAAAUCAUUUAGCUGAAUCUGUUGCAGGAGCCAUGACAAUAAGGGCCUUCGAGGAGGAAGAACGUUUCUUUGAGAAAAACCUUAACCUCAUUGACAUAAACGCUACUCCUUUCUUUCACAGUUUUGCUGCAAAUGAGUGGUUGAUUCAACGCCUUGAAACAUUCAGUGCAUGUGUCCUUGCCUCUGCAGCACUCUGCAUGGUUUUGCUUCCUCCUGGAACUUUUAGCUCUGGAUUUAUUGGAAUGGCACUUUCCUAUGGACUUUCAUUAAAUAUUUCCAUGGUGUCUUCGAUCCAAAACCAGUGCACGUUAGCAAAUUACAUCAUUUCAGUUGAAAGGCUGAAUCAAUACAUACAUAUACCAAGUGAAGCCCCUGAGGUGAUAGAAGAUAACCGUCCUCCAUCCAAUUGGCCAGCAGUGGGUAAAGUGGAUAUUUGUGAUUUGCAGAUCCGAUAUAGAACUGACGCGCCGCUAGUUCUUCGAGGAAUCAGUUGCACGUUUGAAGGAGGACACAAGAUUGGUAUUGUUGGUCGAACCGGCAGCGGGAAGACAACUCUUAUUGGUGCUCUAUAUCGACUGGUGGAACCAGCUGGAGGAAAAAUCGUUGUAGAUGGCAUUGACAUCUCUAAGAUCGGACUUCAUGAUCUGAGAUCACGAUUCGGAAUAAUACCUCAAGAUCCUACUCUCUUUAAUGGGACUGUGAGAUACAAUUUGGACCCAUUAUCACAACAUACUGACCAGGAAUUAUGGGAGGUUCUGGGAAAGUGUCAGCUUCAAGAGGCUGUUCAGGAGAAGGACCAGGGUUUAGAUUCUUUAGUUGUGGAAGACGGAUCAAAUUGGAGCAUGGGGCAGAGACAACUAUUUUGCUUGGGCCGUGCCCUUUUGAGGAGAAGUAGGAUAUUGGUGCUUGAUGAAGCAACUGCAUCAAUUGAUAAUGCAACCGACUUGAUUUUGCAGAAGACUAUUCGGACAGAAUUUUCGGAUUGCACUGUGAUCAUAGUAGCUCACAGGAUACCAACCGUGAUGGAUUGCACAAUGGUGCUUGCCAUCAGCGAUGGAAACCUAGUCGAGUACGAUGAGCCAACGAAGUUAAUGAAGAAGGAAGGCUCAGUAUUUCGUCAGCUUGUGAAGGAGUACUGGUCUCAUUUACACGCAGCAGAAUCACAUUGAAGCUGACGAUUAUUUCUCAUGUAUCCCACUUCACAAUUCGCACUGGCAUGGCAGCAAAAAGAAGGAUAUUCCGGGGCCGGGAAUGAAGUAGGAUCUAUAGUAUUGUAACAACACUGCUCUACACCUGUUUUCAAACAUCAAGCUUGCUAAUUUCUACGGGGCAAUUGAAUAUAAUUGGCCAUUUUCCACGAGUGUCAAGAGCUUCAUUCUUCUUAUUCCUCGGAGGUGAAAAUUGAAGAAUAUUUAUAUGGAGAGAGAGUCCACACAAACUUUAAUCUUUCCUCUGCAUCCACCAUCAUGAGCAUGAAUUCUUUCAUGCAUGCAUGUCGGUGAAUGCUAACUAUUUUUAUAGUUAUAGUCACGAUGCAAGUGCUCGUGUUAUAUUCCACUU
Molecule: messenger RNA, 5338 nt
Organism: Populus euphratica (Euphrates poplar)
Lineage: Eukaryota; Viridiplantae; Streptophyta; Magnoliopsida; Malpighiales; Salicaceae
Product: ABC transporter C family member 10-like
Exons: 11
Coding region: 514-4947 (1477 amino acids)
Biological process (GO): transmembrane transport
Cellular component (GO): membrane
Molecular function (GO): ABC-type transporter activity; ATP hydrolysis activity; ATP binding
Source: RefSeq, a predicted model, not a curated record